This is a messenger RNA of Aureobasidium uvarum, 1310 nucleotides long. NCBI's taxonomy places the organism in Eukaryota, Fungi, Ascomycota, Dothideomycetes, Dothideales, Saccotheciaceae. The record is from the annotation of a GenBank genome assembly.
CCAAAGAGAGGUUCAAGCAAGGAAUGGACCUGCCAAGCUGGCAUAAGUUUGUCAUUCUUUUUACCGCCAGUUUCAUGUGCUUGGCCACCACAUUCUCGAGCACAUGUCUAUACCCAGCAACCCCAGAGAUAGCGGCCGAGUUUGGGACCACAUCCGAACACAUCAAUGUCACCAAUGCUGGAGUGCUACUAGCCAUGGGGUCGUCUAGUUUUAUCUGGGCACCCAUCGCUAGAACGUUAGGGAGAAGGACGGCCUACAAUGGUGCUAUCGCCAUCUUGUUUUUAUGCUCGAUUGGCACGGCGCUGUCGAUCAAUAUGGCCAUGUUCACGGCUAUGAGAGUUCUUGCUGGUUUCGAAGGCACGUUUAACAUGGUUGCGGGUCAAACCAUAAUAGCAGAUAUCUUUGACCAACGGAGAAGAGGCACUGCUGUGGGCUUCUUUAUGGUUGGUUCUGUCCUGGGACCUGCAUUAGGUCCUCUAGUGGGCGGCAUCAUCGUCACCUUUGCUUCUUGGAGAGUCAUCUUCUGGGUACAGACUGUUAUGGUGGGAUUGGGUCUUAUGCUCUCCUUCUUCUUCGUUCCCUCCAUCGCCCAACCACAUCAGAACACCGAAAGACCCAGUCUCAAGCUUUGGGGCAAGUCUCAAAUCGAGAUGCUCAAAGUGUUUACGUUGCUCGUAUAUCCUGAUGUCUUCUUCGCGGACCUUGCUUGCGGUUUACUCGCCUGGACCCAAUACUCUCUGUUGGCUGCACCUCGGCAUUUGAUCAACCCUCGCUUUAAUCUUACAUCGCCACUUGUAUCUGGCCUCUUCUACAUCUCGCCAGGAGCAGGUUUCCUGCUAGGUGCCAUUGCAGGAGGUCGUUUCUCAGAUAUGACGAUGGCCAAAAAGAUCAUCGAACGCGGUGGGAAACGUGUUCCUCAAGAUAGACUCAACAGUGGUCUUGUUGCUUUCUUCCUCAUCAUACCUGCGUCGCAAUUGAUCUAUGGAUGGUGUCUGCAGUACGAUGUCGGUGGCUUGGCACUCGCCAUCGCUUUGGUCUCAUGGCUGCCUUUAGUUCUCUCAAUACUUAUUGCGCUGCGCACUGCAGUCAUUGCAUCCAAAUACUUUAUCCAGUACAUCUUUGGCGCAUCGGGAAAUGCGGCCAUCGUGCCUUUGAUUGAUUCCAUUGGAAUUGGGUUAGCUGCGACAAUAGGCGUCAUCUUGUGCAUUUGUGGUGGUGUUUUGGUUUGGAUGCUUGCAAAGCAUGGUGGUUCGAUGCAGGCGUACAUCGAUGCGAAACUGGGGCAUGUAGAGGAGACUGAUGACGAAAAG